Bactrocera neohumeralis is the source of this 701-nucleotide messenger RNA. Its product is annotated as heat shock protein 23-like. Gene Ontology annotation, molecular function: protein folding chaperone. The coding region runs from base 39 to 551 and encodes 170 amino acids. NCBI's taxonomy places the organism in Eukaryota, Metazoa, Arthropoda, Insecta, Diptera, Tephritidae. The record is from RefSeq and is a predicted model, not a curated record. The transcript is spliced from 2 exons. Gene Ontology annotation, biological process: protein refolding; response to heat.
AUUAUUGUGAAGUGAAUAAACUAAAUACAAGAGUAAAAAUGUCGUCUCUACCAUUGAUCUUGAGCUUGGCUGAUGAUUUGAGCCGCUUAACGCCAUUCUACGAACCGGUGUUCUACACUCAGUGGCCUGCAAUCACAACUUCUCAAAGUGGUCGUUUGCGCAAAUUGGAUAAAGAUUUACCACUAGCCACUAUUGGAAAAGAUGGCUUCCAAGCCAGUAUGGAUGUACAGCAGUUCAAGCCCAGUGAGUUGACUGUGAAAGUGGUUGAUGAUCACAUCGUGGUCGAGGGUAAACACGAGGAGCGUGAAGAUGAUCAUGGUUACAUCGCACGUCACUUUGUUCGUCGCUAUGCUUUGCCAAAAGGAUUCGAGGCCGAUAAAGUGGUUUCCACGUUGUCUUCGGAUGGUGUCUUAACUGUACAUGCGCCGAAGCCAGCCAUCGAGGAUAAGUCCAACGAGCGUGUGAUCCAAAUUCAACAAACUGGACCAGCACAUUUGAAUGUGAAGGAGAAUCCCAAAGAAACUACACAAGAAGAGAAGCCAAAGGCUUAAAAGUGAAGCAUUGAUAACUAAUUCACUCACUAUUUUCAUAUUUCACACGAUUUUGUGUUCAGUAUUUAUAAGUGUUAAUUAAUUCCUAGGAGAAGAAAAGUCUGUCAAAAAUUUAAUUUUGAAAAUAAAUUAUUAUUCAAAGCAAAAAAA